Sparassis crispa is the source of this 1395-nucleotide messenger RNA. Its product is annotated as tRNA (guanine(10)-N2)-methyltransferase. Gene Ontology annotation, cellular component: cytoplasm. The record is from RefSeq and is a predicted model, not a curated record. Gene Ontology annotation, biological process: methylation. Gene Ontology annotation, molecular function: nucleic acid binding. NCBI's taxonomy places the organism in Eukaryota, Fungi, Basidiomycota, Agaricomycetes, Polyporales, Sparassidaceae. The transcript has 10 exons. Bases 1 to 1395 code for a protein of 464 amino acids.
AUGAACUCGGCGACGCAGACUAUGAGCUCCCAGUAUUUGUUUGUCUUCGCCCAAGCACACGAUGAGUUUAGGAUACCUGAGCUGCUCUCGGUCGCAGAGCUGUAUGGAUUUAAUAUCACAUUCCCCACUCAUACCCGAAAUGUGGAUAGCUCUCGACCAUUUCUGGUAUUGGAGCUUGCCAGCGCGGAGCAUGCGAAACUUCUAGCUAGGAGAUGUAUCCUUGUAAAAUCUGUAUACGAGUAUUACGGCAGUGGUCGAACAUACGAUGAAUUGCAUGAGCAGACCCGUGCUCGUCAGCCCCAGUGGAUCCAAUAUGUCGAUGACACAUCUUUCAAAUUCUUUGUGUCGGCGUAUAAUCAUACAAUACCCCAGUCACGUCAGCGAGAGAUCGUUGAGAGUUUUUCCUAUAUGCGUAUGAUGGGGAAAAUCGACAUGAAAAAUCCCGAAGUCACAUUCGCUUGCUUCGAAGAAUAUCAUGAUCCUCGUGGUACUACAUCUCGUGCAAAGCACGAAAGAGACGGAACUUUCAGAAAAGUUUGGUUUGGCAGGUUGGUGGAAGAAGGAUCCGCGCGUAUGUUAAUCAAGGAGUUUGACGUCAAGAAGCGAGUCUACUAUGGCAAUACAACCAUGGAGGCCGAAAUGUCUCUACUAAUGGCAAAUCAAACACUCGCUUCACCAGGCAAACUCAUAUAUGAUCCAUUCGUGGGUACUGGCAGCAUGACCUAUACUACAGCACACUUCGGUGCGUUGAUUUUUGGAUCAGACAUAGACGGCCGACAGAUGCGAGGCAAAGUAAAGCCUCCCGGUAUCAUUCGCGCUGCCGCCCAGUACGGCGUAGCUGAUCGCAUCGUCGACUUGUUCACUUUCGAUGUGACACGAAACCCGUGGAGAUGCGGCAGCCUUUUCGACGCAAUAAUAACGGAUCCGCCCUACGGUGUAAGGGCCGGUGCUAAGAGGCUAGGCAAGAAGGAUCGACCUCUAAGGCCUCCCAAAGAAACCAUGCCAAGGGAACAUGACCUUGAGCGUGUAGAUAACCAACCGUACAUCCCUCCAACCAAACCAUACGAACUGUCAGCUCUCGCAUCCGAUCUCGUUCUUUUGGCACGGCACAUGCUGAAAGCUCGUGGAAGACUCGUGUUUUUCCUUCCUACUGUGACAGACGAAUACGAGGAUCUAGAUACGCAGACGUUGCUGUGCGAAGGCAUGGAGAUCGUCGCCAACUCGCUGCAGGAUUUUGGCUCGUGGGGACGUAGGCUAAUCACAAUUCAAAAAAACACAACGAUGCAGUACCCACCACCCUCAUUUCACCACUUGGAGAGAGCUGUCAGCGCACAUGUUCCCGCCCACAGGGAUUUCCGCGAGAAGUACUUCCAGGGUUUCAAAGGCACUGAUUAG